AUGGUGGACUAUAGCGUGUGGGACCACAUCGAGGUGUCUGACGAUGAGGACGAGACGCACCCCAAAAUCCACACGGCCAGUCUCCUCUGCUGGCAGCACCAGGCCCGGGUGGAGCGCAUGGAGCAGUUCCAGAAGGAGGAGGAGGAGCUGGAGAGGGGCUGCCGCCAGUGCAGGCGCAAGGUGGCCGAGUGCCAGUGGAGGCUGAAGAAGCUGGAGGCCGCGGAGGGCGAGGUCAGCAAGGCGGAGCUAGAGCGGCUGCAGGCUGAAGCUCAGCAGCUGCACAAAGAGGAGCGGAGCUGGGAGCAAAAGCUGGAGGAGAUGCGCAAGAAGGAGAAGAGCAUGCCCUGGAACGUGGACACACUCAGCAAGGACGGCUUCAGCAAGAGCAUGGUCAAUACCAAGCCAAAGCAGACGGAGGAGUCGUCAGAGGAAGUGAGGGAGCAGAAACACAAAACGUUCGUGGAGAAGUAUGAGAAACAGAUCAAGCACUUUGGCAUGCUCCGUCACUGGGACGACAGCCAGAAGUACCUGUCGGACAAUGUCCAUCUGGUGUGCGAGGAAACCACCAACUACCUUGUCAUCUGGUGCACUGACCUAGAGGUGGAGGAGAAAUGUGCACUCAUGGAGCAGGUGGCCCACCAGACCAUCGUCAUGCAGUUCAUCCUGGAGCUGGCUAAGAGCCUGAAGGUGGAUCCCUGUGCCUGCUUCCAGCAGUUCUUCACCAAGAUCAAGACAGCCGACCGCCAGUACAUGGAGGGCUUCAACGACGAACUGGAGGCNNAGGAAGAAAGGAAGAAAGGAAGAAAGAAAGAAAGAAAGAAAGAAAGAAAGAAAGAAAGAAAGAAAGAAAGAAAGAAAAAGAAAAAACAAAAGAAAAGACUAAAGCAAUCCUGGGUCUAA
Molecule: messenger RNA, 900 nt
Organism: Puma concolor (puma)
Lineage: Eukaryota; Metazoa; Chordata; Mammalia; Carnivora; Felidae
Product: cell division cycle 37, HSP90 cochaperone
Biological process (GO): protein stabilization; protein folding
Cellular component (GO): cytoplasm
Molecular function (GO): protein kinase binding; heat shock protein binding; protein-folding chaperone binding
Source: RefSeq, a predicted model, not a curated record